GGCAGGGAAUUCCAUGUACUCUCUUAGAUCUCAAUGGCAGAGGUUGGACCAGGAGCCAGUUUAUUCCCAAAUGGUGUUCCUUGGCUCUAUGCCCUGUUUGCUAUGCUUUUUGUAUUUUUUCUCUUUGUCAUGUUCUCUCCCUUUUUACUUGAGAUAGACCAACAUAUAAAGAAAUUCUUGCUUAGAUGCAAGUAUUCUCUGCAUGGUGCUGUGCGUAAGGAUAAAGAAGAUGAGAUAAAGAUGGACCAUCUGGGAAGGCCAGGCUGUCCUCUGGAGUCACCAAGGAGAGAAGUUCUGGGAAGGAAGGAAGAUGGGUUGGGAAGAGAUCCCUCACUACUUGUGAGGGUAGCAAGAGAGCCCAGGGGUUCUGAGGUUGAGAUCUGUGCCCUUGGACCAUCAGUUUGAGAGUGGUUGAGCCUCUAAGGAAUCACCCGUGACAUCAUAUCCCAGACACGAGAGGGCUUCUUAGACCCUCAUUAUGUAUGUUUAUACUGAAAAAAAAAAAAGAUAAUAAAUAUUUUGAGACUCUC
This is a messenger RNA of Callorhinus ursinus (northern fur seal), 530 nucleotides long. NCBI's taxonomy places the organism in Eukaryota, Metazoa, Chordata, Mammalia, Carnivora, Otariidae. The record is from RefSeq and is a predicted model, not a curated record.